UUUAAGCAAAAAAGAGAGAGAAAAAAAAAUGCGAGAGAUUGUUCAUAUUCAAGCUGGCCAAUGUGGUAAUCAAAUUGGUGCAAAGUUUUGGGAGGUAAUAUCAGAUGAGCAUGGAAUUGAUCCAACAGGUGUAUAUAAUGGUGAUUCUGAUUUGCAAUUGGAACGAAUAAAUGUUUAUUACAAUGAAGCUAGCGGCGGAAAAUAUGUUCCUCGCGCUUGUUUGGUUGAUUUGGAACCAGGUACAAUGGAUUCUGUUCGUGCCGGACCAUUUGGGCAACUUUUCCGUCCCGAUAAUUUUGUCUUUGGUCAAAGUGGAGCGGGCAAUUGUUGGGCCAAAGGUCAUUACACGGAAGGUGCUGAGCUUGUGGACAAUGUCCUUGAUGUUGUACGAAAGGAAGCUGAAUCUUGCGAUUGCCUACAAGGUUUCCAAAUGACACACUCUCUUGGUGGUGGAACCGGUUCCGGAAUGGGAACUUUAUUGAUUUCAAAAAUCAGAGAAGAGUAUCCUGAUCGAAUCAUGAACACUUUCUCUGUUGUUCCAUCGCCAAAAGUAUCAGAUACAGUAGUAGAACCAUACAAUGCCACUUUAUCGGUUCAUCAAUUGGUUGAAAAUACCGACGAAACAUUUUGUAUCGAUAAUGAAGCAUUAUACGAUAUUUGUUUUAGAACGUUGAAAUUAACAACGCCAACAUAUGGAGAUUUGAAUCAUUUAGUUUCGAUGACAAUGUCUGGUGUCACAACAUGUCUACGAUUCCCUGGCCAGUUAAAUGCUGAUUUACGAAAAUUAGCUGUGAAUAUGGUACCAUUCCCACGUUUACAUUUUUUUAUGCCUGGUUUUGCACCUUUAACAUCACGUGGUAGUCAACAGUAUCGUUCAUUAACUGUUUCUGAAUUAACACAACAAAUGUUUGAUGCAAAAAAUAUGAUGGCUGCAUGUGAUCCACGACAUGGACGAUAUUUAACAGUAGCUGCUAUCUUUCGUGGUAGAAUGUCAAUGAAGGAAGUAGAUGAACAAAUGUUAAAUGUACAAAAUAAAAAUUCAUCAUAUUUCGUUGAAUGGAUACCAAAUAAUGUGAAAACAGCUGUUUGCGAUAUUCCACCAAGAGGUAUUAGAAUGGCUGCUACAUUCAUUGGUAAUUCGACCGCUAUCCAGGAAUUAUUCAAACGUGUCUCUGAGCAAUUUACAGCAAUGUUUCGACGAAAAGCAUUUCUGCAUUGGUAUACCGGUGAAGGGAUGGAUGAAAUGGAAUUUACGGAAUCAGAAAGUAAUAUGAAUGACUUGAUUUCCGAAUAUCAACAAUAUCAGGAUGCGACAGCAGAUGAGGAAGCUGAAUUUGAUGAAGAAAAUGAACCUGACAUGGAAUAAUAAAUCUAACAUUGCUUUUUCCAUCUUUUUCUCACUCAUUACUUUUUCCAAUAAAUAUGCAAAAAUUUGUUAAUUCUGAAAACUUCUCG
Molecule: messenger RNA, 1455 nt
Organism: Loa loa (African eye worm)
Lineage: Eukaryota; Metazoa; Nematoda; Chromadorea; Rhabditida; Onchocercidae
Product: tubulin beta-4 chain
Exons: 11
Coding region: 29-1366 (445 amino acids)
Biological process (GO): mitotic cell cycle; microtubule cytoskeleton organization
Cellular component (GO): microtubule; cytoplasm
Molecular function (GO): GTP binding; GTPase activity; structural constituent of cytoskeleton
Source: RefSeq, a predicted model, not a curated record